AUGACAACGACAGAAGACGAUGACGACGAGGGUUUCGGGGAAUUCACCUUUGCGCCGAUCACCGUCCAUUCAAAGCCCAAAAUCAACGGCUCUGGUCAUCACGGUAAAGUUGAUGACGAUUGGGGCGAUUUCGUAACUCCCGCUUCGCUCUCCCGCUGCGAGACGCUGCCUGUAAAAUUACUGGAUCCGAUUAAUUUGUCCUCAAAUUGCCGAACCGAUAGCUUGAAAAAUGAUGCGGCGCUGCCUGACUCGGCCCCUAGUCGGAUUCGGGCUCAGUGGGAGAAACCGAAGGGCGCGUUGCCGUUAUCGUUGUUUGGGGAGGAAGAGAAGGAGGAUGACUCAGGUGCGCCGGGUUUAUUGUUUAAUGGUGCAACCGAGUUGAAGAAAACUGAGAAAAAGAUGGGAUCGGAGUUGAAUGCGAGUUAUUUGAUUUCGAAUUUAUACUUAGGGAGCGAGCAGAGCAAGGUGGGAAAUCGGUCGGGUUUGAAUUUGGAUUCAAAUGGACUGGAUUUGAAGAGAAGUGCAGCGAAUUUGGAUUCAAACGGUUCGGCUUUAAAAUUGGAGAACUGGGGUUCGUAUGGGCUGAAUUCAGAUUCAAAAGGAUUGGAUUUGAAGAGAAGUGUGUCAAAUUUGGAAAUAAACGGGUCCGGUUUAAAAUUGGAGAAUUGGGGUUCUUAUGGGUUGAAUUUGGAUUCAAAAGGGUUGGAUUUGAUGAGAAGUGUAUCGACUUUGGGUUUGAAUGGAUUGGAUUCGAAGAUUAAUUUGGAUUCAAAUGGGUUGAAUUCGGGUUUAGACGAGGAUGACGAUGAUGGGUGGGAAUUCAAGGCUGCAGAGACUAAAUUACCAAACGGAGAUUUUAAUUUUAAGAGUCAACACGAGGUGAAAGCUGAAAAUGUACUAAUGCCAAAGGUUGAUGGACUUAAGUCAAGUUGGAAUGCACACUUAAAUGGGUUGAGUUCAAGCGUCAAUGGAGUGAAUAAGGAUGCAAAUGGGUUUAGUUCAAGUUUAGUUGACAAAAGUGAGGAUUUUGGGGAUGAUGAUGAGUGGGAGUUCAAAGAUGCAGAAACAGAACCAUGGUCUGCCGAUAGCAACAAUAAGGUCAACAACAAAGGGCCUGGGAAUUCUGAGGGAGUUAAACACACAUUUGUCUUUGACAAUGGGGCACAGGUUCCUACCGAUUUGUUUACUGUAUCAAAUGGGAUCUCUCAAAAACCUGGUCAAUUGGACUUUGGUUUAGAUUUCAGCAAAAGUUCUGUUUCACCAGAUGGUAUUUACAGUUCAUUCUCAAACAGUGAGCAGAAGAAUGAUAAUGGGGCACAGGUUCCUACCGAUUUGUUUGCUUCAUCAAAUGGGAUCUAUCAAAAAUCUGGUCAAUUGGACUUUGGUUUUGAUCUCAGCAAAAGUUCUGUGGCACCAGAUGGUAUUUACAGUUCAUUGUCAAACAGCGAGCAGAAGAAUGAUAAUGAAAAUGGACUGAAUUCUGCUUCUGUUAUUGGCAAUGUUGAGAAUGGAGAAAAUUUAUGGGAAUUCAAGGAUGCAUUUUCAGAAACUGGAUCGAAGGAUAGGGGAAAAGACACUAAGUUGGAGAGCCACAGGGGAGCCUUACCUUUGUCCCUUUUUGGGGAUGGUGACAUAGAAACUAAUGACUCCUCAAUUCAUCAAGAUGUUCCUAAUUACAAUCUUGCUUCCUCUACAACAGACGACAUUAAGAAGAGUCAGGGAUCGAGUGUAUCUAUCAGUGAUCUCAUAACAAGUUUAUACAGUCAAGCUGAGCAGAAUACUCCUGUCAACCAUACACAAAAUCCAAGUGAAAAAGGUUUUAAUUCUGUGCAGAAAGUUGUGGAUUCUAAUUUAGCAGAUGGUGAUGGUGAUGGUGAUUUUGAUGAUGAUUCUUGGGAAUUUAAAGGUGCUGUUUCCAGAACAGUAGAUGAUCAGAUCUCAGUUCCUGGUCUUGGAGAUUCACAUGUGAGGCACUCUACCAAGGUGGAGCCAAAAAAAUUGAUUGAGCAGAAAGAUUAUGCAGAUUUUUAUUCCGAACUAGAGGAUGAAUUAUUGUUUGUUGCACAGUACCAUCUUGACAAUCUAAAGAAAGAACGAAGUACUGCUGCUCUUUGUGGUGAAGAUGGUAAGCUAGAAGCUAUUGACAAGGAAAUUCAGGAUCUGUAUAAUGAAUUGCACCAAGACUGUAUUAUUUCGAAAGUUCACCCAGAGAAUCGGCCACUGAGCAAUAUUCACCUUAAUGAAUUCAUUGAAGUUCUCCAGGAACCAACGUUCCAUGUUCUUGAGUCAGAAUAUCAUUUAUCAAUGAGAUUGUCAUUAGCUGAGAAAGAUUGGAGGUCAGCAAUUGAACUCCUAAAACAUGCGGCAUCAACAUCAAAGAUUCUAAAGUUGGGAUCAAGGGAGGAGCAGUCUUCUUAUGUUUCCACUUGGUUCAAAAUGGUGUCUGUUUGUGCUCAAGAGCUGAGACAUGGUGCCUUGAUUUGGAAGCAGUCAUUAGAAAAGAAUGUCUCCAGUCAAUUAUUAUCUUACCCUCGAGGCAAGCAGUAUAUACUCACACUUGGAGAAAUUUACAGAGUUGUUGAAGUUCUUGGAUCCUCAGCCAAACUUUACAAGCCGUUGAUGCUAUUGAGUUCUGCUGAUCCCACUGGGAAGUUCACUCUUCUAAGCGAGUGUUUUACCUUGUGGUCAAGUUCUGGACUUGACGAGGCUAUCGGAAGUAUUUCUGAUCUAACAGGUUUUGAGUGUAAUGUAACUCCCACGGAAUUACUAGAAUCCAUCAAGUAUAUUCAUGAUCUUGAUGUGCAUGCACUUCAUAACCAUGUUUUCUCUGGACAAGAACCUACUUGUCGGCUUUCACUCCUAGCUGCAGGAACAAUGCCAGAUAUGAAAAUGGUGGUUUGGAACGGCAAGCACUAUUUUCUACCUCUUGCAAACUUGUGGGCAAAUCUAGUAACGACUGAUCCUCCAAAUGUGCCACGCUUGCAUGUCGGCUAAUAAGCAUACCAGUGGAGGUUGAAAUUUUUUAUUGAGAAACUCCGCAGCCAAGUUUGCAAUCGAAUCCUGGUUGGAUAAUAAAGCUUCUGGUGUAUUGAUCACAGACGCUUUACUCAAAGGACCGUGCUCGGGUAGAAAAAAAAAAAAAAAAAAAAAAAAAAAAAAA
Messenger RNA from Pistacia vera, 3160 nucleotides. RefSeq lists its product as uncharacterized. The record is from RefSeq and is a predicted model, not a curated record. The coding region runs from base 1 to 2994 and encodes 997 amino acids. The transcript is spliced from 9 exons. Lineage: Eukaryota; Viridiplantae; Streptophyta; Magnoliopsida; Sapindales; Anacardiaceae.